AUGGACUCAGACUCUGGAGGAGUGUUGGAGGCAGGUUAUCCAGCCUUGCCUCCAGCUCUGCGGGCAGCCCUGGGCGAUCCCGUCUCGCUCCUGGCCUUGGAGGACUGGCACAAGACACAUUCAGGGCUACCGGAGGAGCAGCAGGGCUUCGAGUCCAAGCUUCUGGCUUGCGAGGCGCGCUUUCGAAAGAUCGAGCGCCUUUCCGAUCGGCUCACCCUGCCAAAUGCCGUGGUCACUGCGGUAGCGGCAGACUUGCUCCGAGACGUGGUGGACACACUGCCAGGUCCCAUCCAGAAAGUGGCAAGCAGCAUCUUGCGGCAAGUGGAAACGUCUAUUUACAGCGACGAACCGACAAGCAUCGCAGAGCGAACCCAACUGGCAGAGGUGCUCGGAGGGGGCCCCGGUGGUUGCCGGCCAGGCCGCGAAGACCUCAGCGAGCGGCAGCCCUGGUUUGCCGUCGUCCGGCGCCAGCAAGUCACACUGGAGCGAAUGGAGCAGCACGUUGCUGAGAUGCAGGAGGUGGUGGACCUCCACUUGGCUAGACGGAAGAGUGUGCUUGAUUUCAUUGUGCGACUGCAGGGCCAAGAGCGUCUGAUCCUUCAGCAGUGGCUCUUCAAUUUCUGGGUCUUCACAUACCGAGAAAGGAAGGCCCGCAUGGAGAAGAUGUCUACCUCUGUGCUUGCAGUUCCAGAUGACCUCGUCACACCGCUUCUGAGCUGGCGGCUCUAUGUAUCUCAGCAGCGCUUGGUGCGGGCACGCGCCAAGUGCGCGGAAGUCGACAAGGAGGCCUCGCAGCUGGCCAACAAGAUCACGGAGGUUGAGGUGGAGAACCAAGAGCAGCAACGGCUGCUUGAGGAGUCCUUGGCGGCAGGUGCCGAGCUGAAGGAGAAGUGCAUGGUGGAGCAGCAGGAGCUCUCCCGGCUCAAGCAGGUCUGGGCAGACACCCAGCCAGAACUGCUGCUGAAGGUCUUGGCGCAGACCCUGGAGGUGUUCUUUGGAUUGGUCGUGCGUCAGGCAGGCCUAAAGCACUUGGAGGUGCGUCACCGGCUGGCUGGAAAGGACAUCCGGCCCCUUCUCGAGGACGAUGAUGCCAGUGUCCCCGACACUGAAGCCAUCCUCAUCAGGUGGAUCAACCUGACUUUGCAGAAGGCACGCCGCCACUGCGAAGAAUGGUUGGAAGAUCUGCUACUCGUGGAGAACCAGGAUGCAGUUAUCAUGAUUUCGCAGCAGGAGGACAUUGACAAUCUGGAGUAUGACUUAUCGGAUGGCGUUGCGCUCACGGCCCUUUAUGCCAUGUUGAAGGCAGAGCGCGACCAAAAGAGGUUCUCUGAAAAGGACUUGAUCGCGCUGUCUGAGCCAGACAAAGAACUGCGAACUAUCCAGCUGUGUCACUGCUUCUUGGAGCUGGCUCCUACCGAGAGGGCAAAGUGCUUGUUGGUUCCCCACGAGAUUAUGCAAGGUUCCUCGGACAAGCUGCAGACCUUCCUUGCUGCAGUGUUUGUGGAGUAUCCAAUGAUCCAGGAUGCCCGUGCCUCCGGUGCUGCGGCUGAGGCGCUUUACGACAGGCUCUGCAAGGUUCUGGACUACAUGGAGGCCUUUGCUGGCCGCGCAGGCCACGAGCCACUUGAGGAUCCCACUCCACUGCUCCACGGUGGCGAAGAGCCCCAGGCCCUGGCGACGAUCUCGGUGGAGCAGAUCCUGCUGCGGUGGAUCAAUGCGCAGCUGAGCAUGGAUAACCCUCAACACAGGCCCGUUGAAAACUUCGGCUCCGAUCUGCAGGACGGCGUUGCGCUGUCCAAGCUUCUCACCAUCAUAGCACCAGAGGCUUGCCCUGUGCUAUUCUCUGAGAGCCGGGAAGAGCGCUUGGACCAGAUCAUCGCAGCAGCUGCACGGUGCAGUGACUACGAGCUUCUGACAGUCAACGCAGUUGUUGAGGGGCAAUCGGACAUGUUGGCCUGCUUCUUGGCAGCCUUGCUGCUGGUACGUCCAAACCUGUCGGCACAGCCAGACUCGCUUCUGGCGAUGCAUUUGCAGCUUUUGGAACAGGUCUGUGGCGAAGGCUUUGCAGCUUUGUCUCUGGACAAUCCGACCGAAACCAUGAAGUUUUGUUUGGAGCUAGACGGUUGCUGGACUGAGUUCCGGCUUGCGGCGCAAGCUGUGCAGGAGGCCUCGAAGACAAUGUCUGGUAUCAUGGAGCGUGUGCAUGGUUUCUUGGGUGAAACACUGUCCCAUCGGGCCAGGGGCCAACCCAAAACCAUGUUGGAUGCCAAGGAAUUACGUGAGUUCCACCUCUACACAGCUGUGAAUGCUGAUCGACUCUCACAGACCCUCGCCAAGGAGGCGGGCAAGGAGUCCGAGAAGCUCGAAGCUGCUGUCAUCGCCAAGCUCGAGGACCAACUCCGGCGGCAUUUUCGUCUGCUGCGGGACAUCUACAAGCACUACAGCAGCUCAAGCCCUUCGGGUGGCCAUGGGGUUGCCUUGGAGGGGCUCUUGAAGCUCUUUCAGGAGUGCAAACUCCGGUCCAAGGAGCUCGCGCCCCACCACCUGGAGGUGAUCUUCAACGACCACCUGGAAGACAAGAACAAAACAGGCGAGGACCGUCUGCUGGCCUCCCAUGAGUUCGUUGAGGUACUCGUCCAAUGCGCGAACAAGAAGUUUCGUACCGCCUGCAGCUCUCCAGAUAACUUGGCAGAACAGAUGCUACUUCUGAUUGACCUCCACCUGAGGCCAAAUGCCUGCAAUGAUGCUGAGAGCAUGUUCCAGAAAAUGGCCUACAGUCCAGAGGUCCGUCACGUUCUCGAUCAACAUUCUCGCGAACUGAAGGAUGUCUUCCAGCUCUAUGCGACGCUGGAUAUGUCGACAACUGAUGCCAUGCAGCGGGCAAGCACGAUGAACAUUACUGAGUUCCAGAUGCUGCUUGAUGACACUGGCUUUCUGGAUGAGGCUUUGACAGAGGUUGCAGUGCAGCAGAUCUUUCAAGGCAUUCAGCAAGAUGCCACAGCGGAUGAGGAGGACAAUGGUGGAGAGAAUGAAGAUGGGGCAGGCUUGGAUGAUGACGAUGAAAUGUCAUUCUCGGAAUUCUUGGAUGGUCUCGUGGCUGUGGCCGCUUACAAGUUUCCAGACCCCUUUAUUCCACUCAGCUCACGCAUCAACACUUUCCUGCUGCAGCUUUUCAUGGCCUUGCGCAAGCAUUGGAGUCGCAAGCGCGGUGCACCACAUUGUGAUGCAAUGCUCAACGCGUUGCAGAAGAAGAUGAGGACAUUUCACCUGAGAGGACGACGAUACCAAGUUCUUCCGCAAGGACCCCUGAAGAAUCUCACAGAACAAGAUUCUCCACAGGCUCGGCGCGAGCUCAUGCGCUCCGUUCGAACGCCAGCUUCCAUCCGACUCCGACCGGACCCUGUUGAUUGUGGCGAAGAUGGCAUCGUGGCGGUGAACCUGGCUCGCCCCUUCGAUCUUGCUAGCUCUGGGCGAACAGUGCUGCGGGCGAGGCAGCGUGCUGCCUUCCAAGCUGCGGUGUCAAGGGUGCUCAGUGAUCGUGGUCAGAUGGAUCUUCGAGCGCAGGUGACUCACUUCAUUGGUGGGCCUUGCGAAGAGGAGAAGGUCGCUUGCUGCGUUGUUGCUUCUUCAUCUGGUUACAGCAUCGUGCAGGAUGACGCCUGCCUGCUAGCUGGGUUGUCAGUGGCCGAGGAACUGGCAUCGUCUGCGCCCGGAGCGGCCGCAGAAGGUGCAGCCGCAGCGCUGCGGCUGUCUGCAAUCGACCCAGCCGGAGCUGGAGUAUCCUCAAUUUCAACAAUUGACACAGAUGAUGGAAAAGAGGAGGUGCCAUCCGGAGUCACAAAGCGUCGCCGAAUUGAGCCUGAGGCGGCUGAUGGAAGCCCAACCGCGAAUCUUGCGCAUGAUCCGUCUGUGCGGGUUUUCGUCUACUGGGGCUAUGCUGGCUGGAGCCGAUGUCAGCUGAUGGGCGAAAUUGCGCGAGGCAGCUGGGGAUUGUGCAAGGCUAACACCCAGGAUGUGGUCUCCAAAAGCCCUGACGAGGUUUGGCACGCAGUUUAUCCUCGAUUGGUUUUUGCUCCCAAAAGUGAAAUGAGUGAGUCGUAUGGAGGAGAGUCACCGGAAGAGGAGGAGCGGCGCCAACAGCUGCGUCGCAUGGCCAUCAUCCAUGACCUCCUCACUGGCAGACAAGCAGCUUCCCGUUCCGAAGAGGAAGAGGCUACCAACGAAGCAGAGGAGGAGGAGAAUCAACAUGGAGCUCAAGAGCGUGCUGCCCUUGCAGAAGAGCUAGAGGCGGCGGACGCGGAGUCCGAGGAGGCCGAGGAGAGUGCGCCCAUCGUGGAUGAGGAUGUGAGUGGCGAAGAGAACUGUGACGACUGUGAGGAGGGACAGGGAACCAUGCCGCCUGUGCCGCAGACUGUGACGGUGCAGGAAUGA
Symbiodinium pilosum is the source of this 4431-nucleotide messenger RNA. Lineage: Eukaryota; Dinophyceae; Suessiales; Symbiodiniaceae. The record is from the annotation of a GenBank genome assembly.